Molecule: messenger RNA, 3693 nt
Organism: Gopherus flavomarginatus (Mexican gopher tortoise)
Lineage: Eukaryota; Metazoa; Chordata; Testudines; Testudinidae
Gene: HELB
Product: DNA helicase B
Exons: 13
Coding region: 180-3437 (1085 amino acids)
Source: RefSeq, a predicted model, not a curated record
CAGAGGGCGAGUGGGCGGAAGGGCCCGGCCUGCUGGAGAAGCGGAAACAGGGCUCAGCGGCGGGACGCGCGACCCCUCAGUGCGGGCGCUGCGGGCUGGCUAAGCCCACCCAGGAGGCGGCGGCGCUGCGGAGAGGAGCCGCACGCCCCCUUCGGCCGGGCCCGGCCCGGCGAGGAAACAUGGCCCAGGCCGGCGGGAGGACGCGGCCCGUGAGCGAGCUGUGGGGGGUGCUGCUGCCGGCGAAGGGCAGGGAGGCGGAAGUAGAGGAGGAGCAGGACGACUCGGACCCGGACCCUGACUCGCCUUUUUUGGACGCCUCCGAGCUGUGCAGCAGCGGGCGGGUGCUACGGGGUUCCCUGCCCGCGCGCCGAAAGGUUAUAAUACAGGAUGAAAGAUCCCAAAAGACGUAUGAAGUGGUUGGAUGUUUUCCAUUGGUUGGCCCUUGGUGGAAAGUUAAUGUUAAAGUUAAAUUGGUGGAAUCGAAGUACUUUGUGCAAGGAUAUCCAUCAUACUUCCUACGAACCGAUAUAAGGGAAAACCAAAAUGCAGUUUUUUCACUCUUUUUUAAAGAGUGUUGUGUUCCUGACAAUUUCAUAGAGGAGUUUUUUAAGUGUUUUCCUGAGAGAUCUGACCUGAACUUCAGAAACCUUGAAGAAAAACUUAAUCAGUUUCAAGAGUCAAAAUUAAAUCUUCAGCAAGGGAACAAAUUCAUUGAGACGAAAAAUUUUGAUAUUUUUUUUUAUAUUAUGCAAUCAUUUACAGGAAAGACUGUUUUGGUAGCUUUGAGUUUCCCAGUGAUAAUGGAGUUCCUGCCAAGACUUCUACCACGUCAUUUUUGCCGUAUUAUAAAGGCGGUGAGCUGGCAUAAAGUGACCAAACAGAACAACAAAAGUGAUGAAAAAGUUUCUCCUGAAGAUGAGAUAUUACCAAAAUUAGAUGAGAUGUUAAAAAAAGAGCCAUGGAAACUUGGAUUCCGCAGGAUAACCUACAGAGAACUGAAUCUCUCCACUUGUGAGGCAACUUGGGCAGCCUUCUGUCAGUGUGAGCAUCUCCUCUGGAAGAUUCCUGAAUUGCAGAAGAAUGCAUUAAUAAUAUACAAUAAGCUCAAGCAGAGAUGUAGAGAAACGGGGCAUACCUAUGAAGAACAAGACAUUUUGACCUCUUUAGUUUCUAAAGAUAUGCCUAUUGAACAUGCCUGGCAAUCCUUGAAAUUUAUGAAAGAUGAGAAGAUAAUGAUUGGUGAGAAGAAACUGGUAUUUCUUUCUCAUCUUUACAAAUCUGAAAAAGACAUUGCACUUUCUGUAAAUCAUCUAAUGAAAAAUGACCCAUGGCAGUUCCAUGCUGAUGUGAGAGAAGUACUUAAUGUUAGAGAUACCACCAAAUCAAAAGCAAAUGGAGAUAUUAAAAUAAAUAAUAACCAGCCUCCUGAAACAGAGCAAGUGGAGGGCAGUAAUGCCCCAGAUAUACAGAACAGUGACAGUGAUUUUCUUUAUAACGAACAGGUACCAGACGUAGAAACUACAAGUGAAGCAGAAGUGGACCCAGAUCAAAUUAAAGCCUUGAAAAUGAUUUGUUCUAAUCCAGUGACAAUCAUAAGUGGAAAAGGGGGUUGUGGGAAGACUACUGUAGUUAGCUGCCUUUUUCAGUAUUUAAAGCAGGUGGAAAAAGAAGUGCUGAGUGCGUGUAAUGAUUUUGAAAAGGACCUGGAAGCAUCUGCUGAAUGGAAUACCUUUAAUCAUUUUUAUCAGGAGAACGUUUGCACAAAAAACCUUUUAAAUGUUUUACUUACUGCACCUACAGGAAGAGCAGCUAGCCUGCUGAAUGAGAAAACGGAGCUUCCCGCUUACACUCUCCAUCAGGUCAUGUACAGUUUUUAUUCAUGGAGGUUAAGAGACGGACAAAUGCCAUGGAAGUUUUCUACUGUGACAGUUCUGGUUGUGGAUGAAGGGAGCUUAGUACCUGUGCAAAUGCUUAGUUCAGUUUUAAAAUUGCUGUGUGACCACGCUCAACUUGCCAAGCUUAUUAUACUUGGUGAUAUCAGACAGUUACCCAGCAUUGACCCUGGCAACAUGCUCGCUGAUAUUUUUGAGGGUCUAAAAUCUAGAGGCUGGUCUGUGGAACUGAGAACUAAUCACAGAGCUGAGUCUCAGCUAAUUGUAGACAAUGCCACAAGAAUCUCUCAGCGAAAAUUCCCAGAGUUUGACUCAGUGCUCAAAGUCUGUGAUUGGAGUGAAAAGUUAACAAUGCCAAGUCCCGAGAAGAAAUUUAUUUAUGUUGUUUUGCCUUCUGGACAUGGUGCUCACUAUUUGCCAACUGCCAUAAAAACUUUACUUGAAGAAGGACCUGGACUGCAAGAUGCCAAACAAUCACAGUUCAUCGCUUUCAGAAGGCAAGAUUGUGAUCUAAUAAAUGAACUCUGUUGUCAGCACUAUUCAAAACAUUUAACCAGAAACCAUAAAAAUCGACUGGUGUUCCAAUGUGAUGACAAAAUUUGUUCCACAAGGAAUGCCUAUCUCAAGGACCUUCUUCCAAAAAAUAACACAGCUUGCACAAGGGAAAGUGACUCUCAGAAUCCUAAUCAAUGUGAAUGCAGCGGGUGUUGUAGAAGAAAAGCCUUCCUGAGUGGACAAAAGCCACCUAGUGAUCUUGGGGGCAGUGCUGAGGAUGACAGACGAUUGUGCAAUGGAGAAAUAUUUUUCAUAACAGAUGAUGUAGAAGUCAAUAGGUGUCGUUUAUUGACCAUCAGCAGCACAUAUGGCUCCAGAUUCACUGUGGUGUAUGAGGCACUGAGGAGAGAGUGUCAAAUAAGGCAUGCAUGGGCCAGAACUAUUCACACAUUUCAGGGUUCAGAGGAAAAAACAAUUGUCUAUGUAGUUGGGAAUGCAGGCCCACAGCACUGGCAGCAUGUAUACACAGCUGUAACUCGAGGAUGCUGCCGGGUUUAUAUUGUGGCUGAAGAGACUCAACUCAGGAAAGCAGUUACUACGAAGAGCUUUCCCAGAAAAACUCGCUUACAACAACGUUUAAAAGAGACCUUUUCAGAAAUGAGUAACUCUCCAGAACAAAUGUCAUCUCACCUAAAGGGUUGUUGGCAAAGUCAAGGACAUGAUACUCAACCUGGUCCUGUUUCAGUAACUGAGGAUAUUCCCCUCUCUUCUGUACCUGUUGAAGAUGACUUCAUUAAAGCAAAAGAGUCUGCAGUUCUUAAUGACAUACAAACUAAUAAUGGACAGUGGAGUACUGCUGAACUGGCCAGUGCAGGUAGUGAGACUCCUGUUAAAUCAAAUGGAUGUAAAAGACCAGGCAGUUUUACAGAUAGUUGUGAAAGUCCUUCAAAAGUUACUAUGGUAAAUAAUGAAGACUCACCUCUUGGGUCAACCCGCCUUCAGAAUCUGACUUUGAGGAGCCCAACUCCCAAGCAGCUUUUUGGACCUUAACAAUCAAGUACAUUAAUUAAUAUGACACUUAAAUAUGUUACACAACUCCAAAUAAGGUCUUGGAACAGAGAAAUAAAGUGUGCGGUCUUAAUUUUUUAAAUAUGUUGCAAGUUUUUUUAGGAGCAUCAUUUUUAAUAUGGAGUUUUUAUAUUCAGAAUUUUGCUUGUAUUUAGCAGAAGAUAUGGCCAACUUUUUCUUGAAGGCUAAGAUGUCUGUAUAUUAGCUUUUAUUUGUUCAGCUACAUUAAACUUUGAAU